This is a messenger RNA of Drosophila eugracilis, 553 nucleotides long. Its product is annotated as terminal uridylyltransferase Tailor-like. The transcript has 3 exons. The record is from RefSeq and is a predicted model, not a curated record. The coding region runs from base 67 to 510 and encodes 147 amino acids. Lineage: Eukaryota; Metazoa; Arthropoda; Insecta; Diptera; Drosophilidae.
UAUCUUCGGGGAUGGACUAAAGAAAACAAUAUUAACUCGGCAUUCCGUAGCCACAUAGUCGUCCUAAUGGUGAUAUUCUUUCUGCAAGUGCGUGGAUAUCUACCAACCAUCUACCAACUUCAAUAUGGUCGGACACCCGAUGUUGGCCCUUGGAUAACAACAUUUAAUAAACGUUCAUUAAAGCAUUAUAAGAUGAAGGAAGUUAAUGUAGGCCUUGAGCAGACUCACCGUAUGCUUUCAGACUUUUUUCAGUACUUUUUGGCAUUCAAUUUUUCGAAGAUGGUUGUUUGUCCUUUCUUAGGAAGGGAAGUCUUGCGCAGUAAACUGAAAUACUCAAUGCCUGCAAGAUGCCGAGAAUUCAUUGGGAAAAUAACCUUUAAAAAGAAUACAGUUGCCAUUCAGGACCUGGUACACCUCAACCACAACAAGGGAGCGAAAAUUGCCAAGCGGGUUUUGGACCACUUCUUGAAAAGAUGUCGCCUGGAAUUAAACGGACUCUUUAAGACUUAACCAUGUUAUCACUCUUUAUAUUAUUUCAUCUAAAAAAUUUGGA